Trematosphaeria pertusa is the source of this 1648-nucleotide messenger RNA. RefSeq lists its product as uncharacterized. The record is from RefSeq and is a predicted model, not a curated record. The coding region runs from base 187 to 1578 and encodes 463 amino acids. The transcript has a single exon. Lineage: Eukaryota; Fungi; Ascomycota; Dothideomycetes; Pleosporales; Trematosphaeriaceae.
CACCUCUCUUUUGAGCACUGCAUGUCUAUUCAUCUCAAACUAGACUUCGAAUAGGUGGUGGCAUUCUUUGCUGCACGUCUUUCAUCCUCUUGCCAUCCACAGCUUGCUUCAACCGACGGCACACACAAGGCUGAGGCUGAGGCUGAGGGGCGUCAUCGGGUCUCGAGACCUACGAACACCACGACCAUGGCUCCUUUCAAUUCGCACUCGGCAGUUACCGCUCACCAAGGCUUCCAUAGCAUGUCUGCGGGUGCUUAUCCCCACAUCCACGGUAUGCAGCCCGAGCCAGAAGCCCAGCUCAAUAUCAGCGAAGAGCACGAAGACUACGAGGGUUAUGAAGACUACGAGGAAUACGAUGAAUCAGACUGGGACUGGCCAUACACAGCAGAUUUGAAAAUGAAAUCCAAGUGGCCUCCGCACCCCUCCAUCGCCGGCUGCCGAUACUUCACGUCAAGGGAGGAAGCCGCGAAGAAAGCAUUGAUCAUACCACCACCGCCGCCUUUCUUCGACGCUUCGCGCUGGUACUUCGAGCCCGACGCCACCUCAAGCGGAGUGGGCAAGUGGAAUACAUGUCACUUGCUAUCCCUACCGAAAGAGCUGCGUUUGGAGAUCUGGAAGUACGUCUUGUCGGAUCCCUCGGUGCCUGAUCUUGUAGUGCGCAUCCGCCGACAACCGUCCAGCCCCUGCUACAAGCUUACACGCGCUCCGGACCCACGCAUCAGGACAUCAUUGCGGCCGCCUCGAAACUGUCCGAUCAACUUGAACUUGCUUCUUGUGAACCGAUUCAUCUACGAGGAGGCUCUGCCGAUUCUCUAUGGCUCCGUUAAGUUUGCUCCUUCGGAUUUGGAAGGUAUAUUCCCAGUGUUUCUGGAUUCGCUAUCUCCCUCAGCGCUGCCUCUCAUUCGGCACAUCAAGCUGUCUAUCCCGGACUCAUUGUCUGAUUCCUACUUGUUCGGGGAUAUCUCAAAACCACUCUUCCAUUGGGCAAUCACAUGUGCCCAGGUUGCCAAACUGAACGACACUUUGCGCACCGUCGAAGUGGAGGGAGACAUGUGGGCUUUUGAAGGACCACGGAAUAGAAGGGCCCUUCUCUACCCUCUUUGCAAGAUCAAAGCUGCCAAGAAAUGGUCGGUACCAAACGAAGACGCCCAGUUCCAACGACUCCUCGCCGAAGCCGACGAGGAGCUGAAGGCUAAAGCAAAGCUGCGCGAAGAACGAACCAAAGCCGAAGCCGAAGAGCGCGCACGACGUGCUGAGCGUGAGUUAAGUAACCCGCGGAGCAUCGCGCAGUUUGAGAAAGAGUUGACCGAAAACGCAUGGUCUGCAGACACCUGUGAAGGAACUCUUGAAGGGGAUCCGGAGUUUGAGGCCGAGGCCGAGUCCGAGACUGAAGAUUGGGAUAUGGUGAGCUUGAGGAGUGGGACUUCUACUCCGCAGGCGAGACCUGUGAGUGCGAUGUCCGAUGCCAACGAUGAGAUCUGGAUGGAUACUGCGUCUACCAUUGUUGGAAAGGAAGAUGUAACGGAAGGAGACGGGGGCGGUGGGCAGGCGGAUAAAUUGGAACGCCUCGGCAAGUGACUUGUCGCAUCGCUGUUGAUUAACCGAUCUGUAUUACAUCCCUGGAUAGUAAGAAAUCUCUGUUCAAUCC